CGACUCGGCGAUCGCUGAUGCCGCUCAGUUCACAACUGGACGAUCUACGGGUAGCAACCAUUUUUUUUCUGAACAAUCGUUGAACGAAUCGUGCUUUUUUGGUUUUGGGGGAAGCGUGAGUUGAUUGAAAAACAAAUAACACUCCAAGAAUUUUGGGAUUAAUUUUCUCGUGAAAAUUAAAGUGACUCUCCUCGGUGUGUGAGUGUUUGUUUUGAUUGUGAAGGACUACGGCAAUUUUUACAUCACGUGGAAAGUGUUUGCUCAAUUAAAUAUUUUUCCCGCCCUGUUCGUCAAUGGACUUGAUGAAUGAACCGUUCUGAGUGAGGCACAUCAAAGAGUGGAUAGGAAAAAAAGUGUGAAGAAGAAAAUUGUCUGAGUGAUUCUCGAGAUAGUAGCUCUGGCAGUUGUUGUUGGGCUAAGUGAUACCGACUUUUAUGCUUGAGCAACUGCUGAAGACGAACAACCCAAGCCAUCGACCACCCCCGUUUUUCUUGGAGGAGCCGCAAAAAAUCUGCCAUAAACCAGAGUGAUAAUUGAAGCUGAGCCCAGAGAACGAGUCACUUGAACGAACGAAUCAUCAUCAUCAUCGUCAUUGGUAUCUUCAUCUCGAAGUGGGUGAAGAGCUUUCCAAAACACAUUCCCCGUCGGUGUCGUAUUGUGUUUUUGUUUCUCAACUUUUUUGGGUUCUACCGGAGUGGGGUGGAAGUUUGUUAGAAUCUCGAAUCGUAUAUCGGUAUCAUAAUAAUCAUAAGUAAUCUUGAGCUGGUACCUAUCAGAACAGAUCAGACACAGGUCAGGGUAGGGCUGAGUGGAAGUGUGAAUCGCAUUUCGGAGUGUACUUGAGAAGUGAGAAAUAUAAGAAUAUAUCUAGAUACUAGAUAUCGCAGUGACAAGAUCUGAUUAUUAGCCGGUCACGAUAUGUUAAUUGCCGAGAGCUGUGAAUGUUGAGCCAAGUGUGACUUACUGUCGGUCGGUGUCAAUUUAGUAGAACAGUGUCGUCUUUUGGAGUGUGACUGCGCGAUUGUGCUGAAGCGUAAUUAAUAGAACCAAAAUGGCGGCCCGAGGCCAGAGGAAUUGCUUGGCUGUGGUGAUGAUUUUCCUGUGCGUCCGGGAACUUUCCACCCAAGAGGCGACGUCGACGGAACAAGCUCCGGUCCUGGGGCCACCGACGCCAUCGAGUCCCACAACUCAAUCGGACCGCCAAUUCCGAGUUGUCUACGAGUGGAACAUGAUGGACUUUGCCUACGCCAGUGAAGAUGAACGAGCUCAGGCCCUGUACCGGGGUGAAUAUGUGCCCCGGAAUGUCAUAAUUUCCGACUGCAAACCGUACGCCAACCGGCUGUACGUUACGAUUCCCCGGAUGUUGGCCGGAGUUCCGGCGACCCUCGGUUACUUUGUGCGCCCGGACAACAACGGCCGAACGGAUCCGGAAAUCGAACCGUUCCCCUCGUGGCAGAUGAACAAACGGGGCAACUGUUCGGCGCUGCAGUUCGUUCAGGGCAUCGCCAUCGACAAGUUUGGCAUCAUGUGGGUGGUGGAUUCCGGCCGAACGGAAACGCUGCACAGAGGAACCAACCACGUAACAUGCCCACCUAAACUGCUGCUGCUGGACUUGAAGCGUAACGGAACCGUCGUGUGGCGCUACGAAUUCCCCGAAGAUGUCGUCCCGGCUGGUAUGAACUAUCUGAACAAAAUUGUCGUAGAUGACGCUUUCGGAGGAUUCGCUUACAUCACCGAUAACAGUGGAGGUGACCCUGGUAUUGUCGUUUACUCCCGUCGGCUGAACCGAUCCUGGAAGGUCCGGGAAAACAACUCAAUGAGAGCCGCUCAGAACGCUGUUCGAUUUGGAAUCAAUGGAACUGAGCUGAACUUCUCGAUUCACAUUGACGGGAUCGCCUUGGGACCUUUCUACAAUCCUCACAUUCAGAACGACAUCGAUCCUCAUGUUGAUCCGCUGCUGGCUAACCAAAACUACGAACGAAAUGUUUACUACAGUCCUCUAUCCAGCUACCAUCUGUACUCACUUCCGGCUUCGCUGCUCCGUGAUCCGGAGUUUGUUGCGAAGGCAAGUCCUCGAGACAUCCUGGAGUCUGUCACUGACUAUGGUCGAAAAAUGUCCCAAACUGAUGGAAUGAUCAUGGACAAUCAAGGUGAGCUGUACUACGGCCUUUUGGGGGAACACGCGAUCGCGCGGUGGGACUCUUACCUACCUUUUACUCCUAAAAACCAAAUCGUGGUGGCAAAGGACAAGACCCACAUCCAAUGGGUUGAUGGAAUGGGUUUCGACCAUGAAGGAUACCUUUACGUAGUUGUCAACCGAUUGCACAACUUCGUAGCCGGAAAACUGAAUUCUAAUGAGGUCAACUUUCGGAUUCUACGCGCCAAAACGGGAGCUUUGAGCUACGUUGAUACCCCAGACAACGUGUUCAACAACGACCUGAAGUAUCGAUACGACGGCGAAGUCGAUAACAGUUUACUUAAUUAUGGAAUCUCGUCGACGACUCCUAUUUCUAGCAGAUUGGAAACGGCAGGAGUCUUCAGCAGCAAACGAAGUGGGGCAGCCCAAAUGAGUGUGAGCGUUUUGUCGAUGGCUGUUUUGGCUUUGGUCGCUAAACUUUUGGCAUGCUAGAAGGUUCCCAUCCAAAAUAGAGGUAUCAGACCUUCAUUCCUGAUUUCAGUUACCGUGCAGUAUCUUAACUAAAAGUGUAAGACACUAUCGUCCCAUUAAAAAGAAAAUUCCCAUGAAGUGUGUAAAUAGGACUCUAACGAUGAUGUAUACAUGUGUAAAUAGAUUUUAGGAGUUUGCGAAUCGGUACCAUUCGAAAACUUGCAUUGUUUCUUAUGUUUAGUAAGUUUUACUUUUCUUCAGUUCAAAACUGGUCAUACGGUGGCAUUAGAUUCGUCAGUAAUUUUUUUUUCGAGUUAAGUUUAUCAUUCAGACUUAAAACAUGAAAAAAAUAAUAAAUAAAUCAGCUUAAAAGUG
Molecule: messenger RNA, 2983 nt
Organism: Uranotaenia lowii
Lineage: Eukaryota; Metazoa; Arthropoda; Insecta; Diptera; Culicidae
Product: protein yellow-like
Exons: 3
Coding region: 1052-2629 (525 amino acids)
Cellular component (GO): extracellular region
Source: RefSeq, a predicted model, not a curated record